Messenger RNA from Magnolia sinica, 788 nucleotides. Its product is annotated as general transcription and DNA repair factor IIH subunit TFB1-3-like. Bases 255 to 602 code for a protein of 115 amino acids. The record is from RefSeq and is a predicted model, not a curated record. The transcript has 3 exons. NCBI's taxonomy places the organism in Eukaryota, Viridiplantae, Streptophyta, Magnoliopsida, Magnoliales, Magnoliaceae.
CCCAUUUGUGCAGAUUGGGCCUUUGAAUUUAUAUGAAAAAUGCAAAGUGAUUGGGUGUACAUAUGGGGUGCUUGAUGAAAUUCCUAAGAGGAAUUUGAUAUGAUGGGUCUCACCGUGGAUGGCCUAUGUAGUGAGAGUCCCCCAUAUUUUCUAUAAAAUAUUUAGCUUUUUUGGUUGAAUAUGAACUGUUGUUGUACUUGCCUUCCUAACCAUCUAUUUGUAUGCUACUUGACGAGUAAUGAUUUUUUUUUUCAAUGUUUCAGUUUGGGAUGCAGAUGUUCGAUACUGCUGGCAUGGCACUCACCUCACAAUCAACAAGGGAGUAUGGCCAGGGACUAACACUAGAAUGGCUGCAAAUGCAGAUUUUUACAGAAAAACCAGCCAUGCAUCAGGCAUUUCUGAACUUUGUUCCUAGCAAGAAAAAGAUUUCUGGAAAAAAUAUUGUAGAGCAGAGUACCUCCACAGGACAAGAAACUGUGGCAGCUGUAGUAGAAGUAGCCAAAGAUGAGGAGCUUGUUGUUUUCUUAAAGCAUGAUGAUAUUUUGGCCAGUGAAGCUCGUCGCAAGGUGCUCUUUCUCGUAAUAAAGGAUAUUCAGCCGUGAUGGCUUAAUAACUAAAAAGAAAAGAAAUCUCUACUGCAGUUUCUCAUUUCUUGGUGCAAGCAAGGUGAUCUGAUAAAUAUGAAGCUGAUAGUCUAUUGUCUAAAUGUAUGAUCAUAUUUUGGCAUAUAUACUUCUUUACAUAAUGGGAUAAGAUAGAGAAUCAGUUCACUUUCUCACAUUUUUUCA